GACCACACCGACGAAGCCCGAAGUUUGGUGUCGGGAUCCGGUCAUACCACCUGUUUCGCGGUGCAUUCGACAACUGUCUGCUGUCCUGUACUGUGUUGGUCGCAAUAGGUACCUCCCUCGGCAGUAGCCUCGAUCUCGACGAGCAUGAGCGCAAACAAGCUGAACACCGAGGGCAUCAUGCUCUUCGAACAGCCAUUCGCGAGAGUACCGUAUGAGAACUACCGCAAAGUUUUCCGCACUUCUCAGAAGAAUAUUGAGAAAGAACUGGGUGCGGUACAGACGGCUGCAAGUGACAUUGCCAAGCGCGCAAAGCCGGAGAGUAGUGACGCAGAAGAUGCCAUCAAGGCUGUGGACGGCAUGAUCACACGAGUGGAGAACCUCAAGCGCAAGCUCGCAGACUUGCAGAGUUCUUCCGGCGCACCCACCCUGGGCGUCAUGCGUGAACGAUUCCAGCAUCUGAUGAGCGUAGAAACUAUGCAGACUACCAACGAUCCGGAAUUCCCGCGCUGGGCAGACACACGUCUGGACCGGUGGUUAGUCGAUUGGUCUUUGCGAAACGGGAAGGAGAAGACUGCUAAGAUGAUAGCGGAUGAUCGCGGAGUCGAGCGCCUGGUAGAUAUCGACCUUUUCUCUGACAUUCGGCGGAUAGAAGACGCUCUCAAACAGCGGAGUUGUGCCGAAGCCUUGGUGUGGUGUAGCGAGAACAAGAGUGCUCUCCGUAAAGUCAAGAAUACACUAGAAUUUGAUCUUCGACUCCAAGAAUACAUCGAGUUGGCGAGAGCCGGGAAGAACAUCGAAGCCAUUGCGUAUUCGAAGAGACAUCUGUUACCCUGGCAAGAAACCCAUCUACCUCAGAUUCGUCAGGCCUCUGCUCUCUUGUGCUUCCCAUCGACUACGACUUGUAGUCCUUACAAGCGGUUAUAUGAUCUAUCGCGCUGGCACAGCCUCAUUCAGUCCUUCCGACUGGCCUUCUACAAUCUCAGCACUCUCCCCAGCGAGCCGCUGCUUCAUCUUGCUAUGUACGCCGGUCUAGCGUCGCUCAAGCUCCCAGCAUGCUACGAUCCACAGACGAAGAACGUCGACUGUCCCGUAUGCGAUCCCAGCCUCGGGAAGCUCGCGGAAGAAGUGCCCUUCAGUCACCACGUGAACUCGACUAUUGUCUGUCGAUUGACGGGUAGGAUCAUGGAUGAGGAUAACAAGCCGAUGGCGUUCCCCAACAGCGGCCAGGUCUACUCGAGAGAGGCAUUAGAGGAUAUGGCCACCAGGAACGACGGUAUCGUGAAGGAUCCCCAGACAGGGGAGACCUGCGAAUUUUCGGCGCUACGCAGACUUUUCAUCUCGUAGAUUUUGCCAGUAUGUGUUUUUAUAUUUUUCCUCCCAUGAUAGGUGUGUGCUUUGAUAGGAUCAUGUACAGUACGGAUUGUGUACAAUAGUCUCAACUCUCAAACGUGACCAGCUAUUAACGUGUCC
Messenger RNA from Rhodofomes roseus, 1470 nucleotides. RefSeq names its product CTLH/CRA C-terminal to lish motif domain-containing protein. Gene Ontology annotation, biological process: proteasome-mediated ubiquitin-dependent protein catabolic process. The transcript has 8 exons. The record is from RefSeq and is a predicted model, not a curated record. Gene Ontology annotation, cellular component: cytoplasm; GID complex; nucleus. Gene Ontology annotation, molecular function: ubiquitin protein ligase activity. Bases 145 to 1344 code for a protein of 399 amino acids. Lineage: Eukaryota; Fungi; Basidiomycota; Agaricomycetes; Polyporales; Fomitopsidaceae.